Messenger RNA from Moesziomyces aphidis, 2085 nucleotides. The record is from the annotation of a GenBank genome assembly. NCBI's taxonomy places the organism in Eukaryota, Fungi, Basidiomycota, Ustilaginomycetes, Ustilaginales, Ustilaginaceae.
AUGGCCGCCACACGAGCCGCUCUCUCCAGCGCAGCUAAGCGACCGUCUGCGUCGCUCAUGCUCGCUGCCACAUCCGCGCGUUGCGUGCGCCCGCAGCUGCGUCUGCUCGCCACCCACGCCGCGCCCGCCACGGCGGCAUCCUCCAAGAAGCCCUGCGCGGACUACGUCUCGCUCUCGCAUCCCGAUGGCGACGCCUCGCGCGGCUCCAAGAUCGCCGACACGCUCGACCGAUUCUCCCACUCGGUGCUUGCGACCUACUCGCGCCCGCAGCUCAUCUUUACGCGCGGCAACGGCCUCGACCUCUACGCCGCCGCGGACCCCAACACCAACCAGGGCCACAACGAGCGCAAGUACCUCGACUUUUCCUCGGGCAUCGCCGUCAACUCGCUCGGCCACGCCGACCCCAAGAUCGCCGAGAUCGCGGCGGAGCAGAGCGCCAAGCUCGUGCAUGCCUCCAACCUCUACCACAACGAGUGGUCCGGUGAGCUCGCCGAUCGCAUGGUCAACCUCACCCACCAGCACGGCGGUCUUGGCUUUGCAAAGGGCUCCAAGCCGACAUCGCCGGACACCGCCGGCCUCAAGGUCUUCCUCGCCAACUCCGGGACCGAGGCGAACGAGGCGGCGCUCAAGUUCGCACGCAAGGCGGCCAAGUCGCACCCGACCAAGGGCGGUGCGCACAAGACGGGCCUGGUGAGCUUCAAGAACGCCUUCCACGGCAGGACGAUGGGCGCGCUCGCCAUGACGCCCAACCCCAAGUACCAGGCGCCCUUUGCGCCGCUCAUCGGCGACGUGCGCACGGGCACGUACAACGACGUGGCGGGCAUCGAGAGUCUGGUCGACGAGACGACGGCGGGCGUGAUUGUGGAGCCGGUGCAGGGCGAGGGCGGAAUCUUCCCGGCGUCGAUCGAGUUCCUCACGGCGCUGCGCAAGCGGUGCGACGAGGUGGGCGCCAUGCUGAUCUACGACGAGAUCCAGUGUGGCCUCUUCCGCGCGGGUACGCUGUGGUGCCAUAGCGAGUACCCGACGAGUGCGCACCCGGACAUGGUGACCAUGGCCAAGCCGCUGGCGAACGGGUUCCCGAUCGGCGCGGUGCUCAUGCGCGACUCGGUGGCGCAGCUGAUUGCGGUGGGCGACCACGGCACGACGUUUGGGGGUGGACCGCUGACGAGCCGGAUUGCGCACCACGUGCUGGGUAGGCUGGCGAGCAAGGAGCUGGGCGACUCGAUGAAGGAGAGCUCGCAUGCGCUGCUCGGUCGGCUGCGCGAGCUCGUGGCCAUGUUCCCGGACGUGCUGCUCGAUGAUGCGGCGGCGGGCAAGCCGAGUCCGCGCGGCAAGGGCCUGAUUGUGGGUGUGAGCACCAGGGACCCCGCGCACGCGGGCAAGGUGGUUCAGCUCGCCCGCCAGCGUGGACUGCUCAUCCUCACCGCAGGCACCGACACGAUUCGUAUCCUGCCGAGCCUGACGGUGACGCGCGAACAGGUGGACAAGGCGGUGGACAUUAUCGAGUCGUGUCUGCUCGUCGUGCGCGACGAGAUGCAGCGUUCGACCUCCACCCGCGUCUCUUCGAGCAAGCAGCAACAGAUCCGGGCCUUUUCCACCUCGACUCGCACCUCGGCUGCGGCUGCGGGUGAGCAGGCGUCGGCAGCCGAGAUCCAGGCGGUGUACAAGCAGUUUAUCGAGCUGGGCGAGUCGUGGCCCAAAGACCCUUUGCGACCGGACAUUGACUUUGGUGCGUCGAUCAGCGCAGCUGCUCAGACGGCGUUGCUUUCGGUUGCGUCGCAGUCGGCGGUGCAUCCGGAGCAGGUGCACAGGCCGCGCGGUGCACCGCUUCCGGAUCCGCUACCGGGCACGCGCACGCUGACGAAAGACGAGCUGGCGUACGCACAGCAGAGCCUGACGCUGCUGCGUGAGCUGCGCGACAACAAGGUGCAGCUCGAGUAUCCGCUGCCCGAGAGCAUGCUCAAGCCCAAGAGUCAGCCCGAGUACUACGAGCGUCUGAUCCGCAGCAUCGAGCGUGCGGUGCAGGGCAAGAGCAUCGCACCUUCGUUCGCAGAGCGCGUCAAGAGGUUCUUUGGCCGUGCCUAG